Molecule: messenger RNA, 1779 nt
Organism: Wasmannia auropunctata (little fire ant)
Lineage: Eukaryota; Metazoa; Arthropoda; Insecta; Hymenoptera; Formicidae
Product: RPA-interacting protein-like
Exons: 3
Coding region: 133-807 (224 amino acids)
Biological process (GO): protein import into nucleus
Cellular component (GO): nucleus
Source: RefSeq, a predicted model, not a curated record
GUUUGUGUUGCGUCUGUGUGUCCAGCUGUGCCGGACUCCGGAGAGACUACUUUGGCGUGACGUUCACGUUCACGUCUCUCUCUCUCUUUUUCGGGAAAACACUUUUUUCCGGUCGUACAAUUCGUCGGGACAAUGGCUCUCAGUCCUUCGAUGACCUCGAAAAUGAGGAACAGGGAUUACGCGAAUAAAAUCAGGCACGGCUCGCCUAAGCUGCAGGAGGUGCUGCGAGAGAGGUGUCGCCAGAGAAUGCGAGAGAAGCGGGGUCAGCUGUUUAACAGACGUAGAUUCGGCUCGGAGCUCAAUUCGAGACACACGCAGGACACGCAGGACACAUUGACGGAAAUAAUACGCCAAGAAUUCAAGAAUCUGGCGACACCGGACGACGAUGGCGCGAGCGUUACGUUCAAAGAGAUCGAGGAGCAUCUGACUCUGGAAGAGGCGAUUAAACUGGAAAACGAAAUUGUUAACGAGCAAGAACAAUGGAUAAUCCAAGAGUACGAGAAGAUUUUACAAGACGAGAUUGAAUACUUGGAGAUGUACUCCGACAACGAGAACAGAGAGGUGUUCUGUCCCAUAUGCCUGAAGGCCAUACUAGCGGAGGGGAACAACUGCGUGGAUUGCCCGGUCUGUGGACUGAAAUUGACAGGUCGCACCAUGCAGGAGGUGAGGCAUCUGAUUACCGAGAGUGUAAACACUCACGCGUUCAAUUGCGUCAAGAUGCCGCUGUUCACGGUAAUACCCGACAAUUGUAAUCUCAAUUUGUAUCUGAUCUGCCACGACUGCUCCACUUUGGAAUUGAUUUGCUGAUCCGCUGGCGGCUCUUUUUUUUAUUAACGAGAACUUGACUGCGUCGGAUAAUUUUAACGCACUCUCGCGCAAAGAUAAUAUUAAAUGCCGUCAACAUCAAUGUGUCCAAAGAUUACGAAGUAAUAAUUGUAAACAAAUAUGUUAUAAUUUGCGUUAGAACAAAGCUUUAUAUAUAAAAGCUGUUUAUAAUUUGACUCUUUUCUAAGGAAAUAUUUAUAAAUUUUGUGUAGAUAUAUACGUUUCAAUUUACGAAAUCCAACAGGAAUUAAUUGUUAAACAUUAAAAUUACAUUAAAUAAUAUUCAUUAUGAAAGUCUUCUCCAAAACUUUCAAUAAAAACUAUUUCGGGAGAAUAUUUUCCGAAUUGUUACAAAACAUUGUAUUAUUUCUACUUCCGAUUUUGACUGUUUCUUAAUCUUAAUAAGAGUUCAAUAUAAUUAUUUAUUAACAGUUAAAAGCACAACGAUCGCGAGAAGGGAAGAGUAGAGAAAAAAAAGAAUACACUAGUUUGGAUUUCUUCAUGUUAUAACAUCUGAAUAAUAACAUGCGAAUCUUUAUGAUUAUAUGAUACAUAUUGUACAAAAAAAAAAAAACAUCCCUUCGAUGAGUUCACUUAUAUUAUUUAUCACUUAUGCAUUGUACAUACAUGAUGUAAGUUGAGUGAGGGCAUCUACAUAUUGUAUAAAAAAAAUAACGUUCCUCAACGCUCUAAAACAAAACAACAAAUUAACAGAGUACACAUGGAUAAAGUGCCAAAUUUAAAAAAGAAUUCAACUUUCAGAGAAUUUAAACUUUUCGUUCUCUCUUACUCCAUCGGGCUAUAUUUACAUUUCGUAUUAACAAAAAACAUGCAACAAUAUGCAGAAGCCCUCCGUAGUUUAAGCUAUAUUCGGUACAUUUCAAACCUUUUCUGCAAAUGAUUUGUACAUUAUCACAUGAAUUUCCAUUAUUAAAGAUCUCAUUUUAUACAUAA